AUGACGUCGGACAUUCGCUGUUACAAUCAUAGCUACAUUUUCUUCAGUGUAUCCUACAAUUACUCCAUCGUUGGUUCCAGAAUAAUUCGAUCAAAUUCGGAUUACCGCGUGGCGGUUACGACGUUCGAUGUAAAGACCCCAAUUGCAUUCCGUAUAUCCAUCGUAACGGAAGGUACAACCAUCAAAAGCGAAGACGUGACGUUAUCCAGCAAUGAUUCACGCAUCAUUUGUCUUCCGAUUGGUAAUAUUGAAGAAAAAGACUACGAUCUGGUCGUGGAAGGGCUUUCGGGAAUUGUCUUUCAGAAAAAGGCCGCACUAGACUAUGACAACAAGUAUUGCUCCGUUUUGAUUCAAACCGAUAAGUCUGUGUACAAACCGGGUGAUGCCAUACGUUACCGGGUGCUGUUGGUGGAUCGCGAUAUGAAGCCACUUUCAGUGGACAAUGCAGCGACCGUUUACGUUUGUGACGGCAAAGCCAAUCGAAUUCAGCAAUGGAGCAACGUCUCGGUAAGCGAACUGGGAGUUUUCGAAGCGGAACUUCCACUCUCAACGGAACCUGUACUCGGCGAGUGGACCAUAUUCGUCGAUGUUCAUGGAGUGAAACAAUCUAAAACGUUCGAUGUCGAUAAGUACGUUCUGCCAACGUACGAGGUGACGGUGGAAAGCCCCGGUUACACGUUCCUCGAUGAUGAUCUGCUGAAGGUGGUCAUCAAUUCGAAAUACACCUACGGCAAGCCAGUGGUUGGAGAGCUGAAGUUGUCUGUGAAGCAGAGCACGCCGAAUUAUGGAUUCUUCGGACGCAGCGUAAACCAAUCUACAAUGUUCUGCCAGAAGGUGCAACCGAUCGAUGGCAAGGCGAUCGUGGAGAUCGACUUGAAGGGGAUUCUCAAAUCGAUGGCAUAUAUUCGGGAGCUUGCGAUCGAUGCGGAAGUGUGCGAAACGCUGACUGGGCGCACGCAGAAAGGAUCCACCAAUGUGGUGUUGCACGAGCAUCGUUACAAUUUUCGUUUGAUUGAAGAAUCGCCCUAUUUUCCCGGACUACCGUACAAUGCCUGGGUUCAGGUGUCGCACCCGGAUGGCAGCCCCGUGCAGGAUAGCACCGAAAAAAUAGAGAUUUCGUUGCGAAAUUCCAACAUAGCUUUGUUUCAGCAAUCCUCGACGCUAGACAACGAUGGCAUGGUUAAACUAAGCGUCGAUCUGGAUAAGUUCGAUUUCGAUUAUCUAAGCGUGGAGGUACUGUAUCGAGGCAAGAACCACUACAUCCAGGGAAUUAACAAACCCCGCGCACAUCAAGAUGCGCUAAUGCAGGCGAACCUUACUGAAAAAGAACCCUCGCUAGGAAAGGAGUUAAAGUUUGUGGUGGCUUGUACAAAACCACUGAAAUUUGUGGCGUAUACUCUACUGUCAGGAGGUGAGCUGCUGGCGGCUGGUUCAGUUCAUGGUUCAGAUUCAAACACAGUCAGUAUUACACUUUCAUCAACGUACCGCAUGGUUCCGCGUGCGAAGCUGUUGAUGCAUUACAUUAGCAACACAGGGUAUAUCGUCACCAGCUGUACCAAGGUCACGUUUAAAGGUGUAUUUGAAAACGAGAUCCAUCUAAGCCUAUCUAAGGACGAAGUGCAACCGGGAGAAUCGAUCGACAUUGAUAUACGAGCGGGAAAAGAUUCAUACGUCGGGCUGCUAGCGGUGGAUCAGAGCGUUCUGCUGCUGAAGUCCGGAAACGAUAUCGUUCGUGACGAUGUAGUGCAACAGCUAGAACAGUAUGAAUCGGCGAAAAGCUAUCGCGGUGGAUGGGACGAUCUGUCCGAUUGUCAGGAUGCUGGUGCGGUGUUAUUGUCAAAUCGACUAGUUCCUAUACGCAUAUUUCCAGAGGCGGCGUUGUUUGCAUGUGCCUCUCCGAUGGGAGGAUUUGGAGCCCCUCCAGUGAUGAUGCGAAGUUGCCAAAUGAAAAUGGCUGAUAAUAUUGUUGCUUCGGUAGAUUCCAGCCAACCGGCGGUUCGAACUAAAUUUCCUGAGACGUGGAUAUGGGAAAGCAUAAAAUCCUGUAAGGAAGAGGAGUGCAUUAAAAAAAUCGUGCCCGACACGAUAACGUCCUGGAUCAUCACGGGAUUCGCGCUCAGCAAGACCCGUGGCAUUGGACUGGUGGACGCUCCUUCGAAGAUAAAUGUGUUUCUACCGUUUUUCCUUUCGAUCGACCUACCAUAUUCGGUGAAGCUGGGAGAAUCCGUACGCAUACCGGUGAUCGUAUUCAACUACACCGAUGCUGAUCAAGCUGUAGAUGUUGUGUUCUUCAACAAGGACAAUGAAUUUGCAUUCAUAUCUGAUGAAAACGGUGCUAACGUGCAUGAAGACAAUAAUCGACAGGUAAAAUCUUUGGUGCCUUGCAAUAGCGGAAAAACAUUUUCAUUCACGAUCAAACCAGAAAAGGUGGGGCACAUUACGCUGAAGCUGAUGGCUAAAUGUCCUUUAGCGGGUGAUGCCAUUGAAAGGCAGCUACUUGUGGAGCCGGAAGGGCUACCACAGUACGUCAACAAGGCAUUACUGAUCGAUCUGCGUUCGGCGAAAGAGGUCCAGCAAACGUUCAACGUCGACAUACCGGAGGAUGCAGUGCCGAAUUCGACGAAAGUUGAGAUAUCCGUAAUUGGCGAUGUGCUAGGAUCGUCGAUUGAAAAUCUUGAAUCACUUAUACGGAUGCCAUUCGGGUGUGGUGAACAAAACAUGCUCAAUUUCGUGCCCUGCAUUUUGGUGUUGGAUUACCUGAAGGCGUGCGGACGUUUGUCCGUGACAGUCGAGAGCAAAGCGAAGAACUGCAUGUUGGUAGGCUAUCAACGAGAGCUCACGUACAAGCAUCAGGAUGGAUCAUUCAGUGCGUUUGGUGAGAGUGAUAAAAGCGGCAGCACCUGGUUGACGGCAUUCGUGGCGAAGUCCUUCCAGCAAGCAGCAAAGCACAUCACGAUCGAGGAGAACGUCAUCGACAAGGCGUUAUUCUGGCUUACCACAGUCCAGGCGGCCGAUGGGUCAUUCCCGGAAGUUGGCACGAUCUGCCACAAGGACAUGCAGGGUGGUUCUGGAUCGGGAAUCGCUCUUACCGCCUACACAGUGGUAGCAUUUCUGGCGAGUGCGGAGUUGGGUGAAAAAUACAAACCGACAAUCAACAAGGCCUUGGCUUACAUUCAGGAUCACAUUUCCGAGCUGAAUGACAUCUAUGCGCACUCGCUGGUAGCAUACGCUCUGCAAAUAGCCGAUCAUUCUCUAAAAACUGAAGUGUUGGCUAGUCUUCGCACAAAAGCAAAGCAGGAGGGAGAUUACUUGUGGUGGAGCAAACCGAUUGUGGAAUCGUCUAAAAGCGACGAGUUCAGGUGUUGGCACCGGCCCUGCUCGGUGGAUGUCGAGAUGAGUGCGUAUGGACUGUUGGCCACGUUGAAAGCAUACGACAUGCUGGAAGGUUUACCCAUCAUGAAGUGGUUGGUUUCGCAGCGUAACGACAUGGGCGGUUUCCAGUCUACUCAGGACACGGUGGUCGGAUUGCAGGCGCUUGCUGAAAUAGCGGCACAGUUGUCCUCUUCGGAGGCGAACAUUUCGGUGAAAGUAACGCUUCCAUCCGGGAUUGAGAAACACGUCACCGUCGAUCGUGACAAUGUGCUGGUGCUGCAGAAGCACGAGCUGCCGGAAGAAACGAAAGAUGUGGAAAUGAUGGCUACCGGUGCCGGGUGUGCUCUGUUCCAGCUGUCCUACAAAUACAACAUCAAGAAAGAGGACAGUAGCCCACGCUUCACGCUGCAUCCCUUGGCCAAGAAAGGAUCGUUGAAGGGCUACAUCGAUCUAUCUGUAUCGACAUGCUUUAUUCCGAAGGAAGAUCAAGCCGUGUCGAACAUGGCCGUUAUGGAGGUGGACAUGCCGAGUGGGUUCAUCGUCGAGAACGAUACACUAGAACAACUGAAGAAGCAUGCACUGGUUAAGAAGGUAGAAACAAAGCGAGGUGAUACGACGGUUGUUUUGUACUUUGAUAACAUCGGCGAGAAGAUGGUGAACCUUGAGCUGGCAGCGUUUCAGAAGCACGAGGUGGAGAAUGCUAAACCCGCGAAUGUUAUCAUUUACGACUAUUACGACAACACUCGUUGUGCGCGAUCAUUCUACAAUAUUGCUGCAUAAUUAUUCAUCGAUCGGAGAUUGCAGCGGGAUAAAAAACGAGGAUUAGCAUUUGUUCAACGGCACUAACCACAACGCUUUUCGAUGUAAUGUGAUAAAAGAUGCAAACAAUAA
Anopheles nili is the source of this 4263-nucleotide messenger RNA. RefSeq names its product thioester-containing protein 1 allele R1-like. The transcript is spliced from 12 exons. The coding region runs from base 1 to 4152 and encodes 1383 amino acids. Lineage: Eukaryota; Metazoa; Arthropoda; Insecta; Diptera; Culicidae. Gene Ontology annotation, molecular function: endopeptidase inhibitor activity. Gene Ontology annotation, cellular component: extracellular region. The record is from RefSeq and is a predicted model, not a curated record.